AAAAUCAAAAUCUACUGCGCAAAGGUGGAGAAACCUAUUGUGUUAGUGAUUGUUGUGGUUGUCGUGGUUUUAUUGUCGUGGUCUGCGGGCGCAGGCUUGUCGCUAGGGCGCGAACUGCAGAGCCUGCGCGCGUUUCCUAGCAAAACGAAUAAUAAAAUCAACAGCGCUGAAGUAGAGAGCUGUGUUGUCGGUCAUGGUUGUUGUUGUGGUUGCUGGGUUAGGUGGUGGUCUGCGGGCGGGGCGCUGGUAGCUGGUGCGGCAAUGAAAAUCAAAAUCCACCGCGCAGUUAGGGUUGCGGCAAAACACCACCACAUCUGUGGCGCCAUGGUCAAGUCCAGCGAUCUAGGCCAAAAAGAGGAGCGAAAAGGGGGUCGGAUCCAGCGCGAUGCCCAAUCGAGACGAACAAGGCCUGAUCCGCAGCAGUCGCAGGGAGAUAGGUUAUAG
Molecule: messenger RNA, 444 nt
Organism: Lindgomyces ingoldianus
Lineage: Eukaryota; Fungi; Ascomycota; Dothideomycetes; Pleosporales; Lindgomycetaceae
Exons: 5
Source: RefSeq, a predicted model, not a curated record